CAGAUUAGUUAUAAAAUAAAACAUUUUGGAUAACGGCUUGGAUAAACUGAAGGGAAUCCAAUUCAGAACUAAACGUUAUUGAUUGUUAUCUGCAGUUUAAUAAGUAUACUUUGUUUUUAAUUCAUAGGUAUAAUGUCUGAUAGCGAUAGCCUAAAAAUACGCGUCACGGGUCUACCCGGCGAUAUUACACUCCCGAUUCUUAAGACCGAGUUUAGAACGUUAUUUAGAAAGAUAUAUGUAAAACAGUACUGUAUAGAAAAACUCUACGACAUGGAUAGGGAUUUAAAACAGAUGAUUGUCAAAUUGAGAUACAGAGCCGACGCACAUCGGGCUCAGAACUUCUUUCACAGCAAGCCAUUUGUGUACAAUAUGAUGAAGUAUCCUCUUGUUGUGCACAAUGUUGAGGAAUCCGAGGAUUUGCCUAAAAAGGAUUCUGAGGACAGGGGACAUCGUAGCAAUACGCUCAGGCCUGAGUGGGCCAGGUCGCGGUCUCGGAGUCCAGGAUACAGCCAGGAAGCUAGACUUGAUGAACAUAGGCCUCGAACCUUGCAUACAUUUGAAGAUUAUAAACCACAUCAUAACGGGCACCAGCGUGAGCCUGUGCCACAAAGAUCUCAUGAGAAGUACCCACCGAUGGAGAAAGUUUACCGUCCUCGCUUCGGCGUGCAUGCAGGAGAGGACGAGCCUCCGCCAGCCGAACUACAACUACUGGUCAGCCACUUCGAAAGAGCAGGCCUUGCAGUAAUCAUCGGGGCCGAAUCCAACGCACACCACCUGCUGUGGGGAAUGGAGACCAGCAAGAACAGAGGUCAAGCAACACAAGAUACCCCUCAAACCAGUCCAGAAACACUCCAGAGAGGUCACGAAACUCGAGAUACCCCCCUGACCGAUUAGGAUACCCCUCAGACCAUCUGAGAAACUUCAGACACUCUCCAGAUAGGUCGAAACACUCAAGAUACCCUCCAGACUGAUCAAGAUACCCCCCAGAUCAGUCAAACAACUCGAGAUACCCCCAAACCUCAAGAAACUCAAGAUAUUUUCCAGACCGGCCAAGGAAUCCCGACUGGUCAAGAGAUUCAAAGUACUCCCCACCCCGGUGACAACAAAGUCCAACAUUCAGAAUGCGAUGAUAAUCAAGCAAUAGACAAUCAAAAUAACAUAGAAAACAAACAGGAUUGAAGACAGUUAAUUAUGACACCGAACCAAUGGAACCUUCUAUAGAUUAUGAUAUUUAUGAUUACCUUGCGAACGCCAAAAUAUGCGCCAUAAACAUGAACGUGUUAUCUUUAGAUUGCAUUGACUUAGAAGUUUGAUUUUUCACUUCUCCAAGGGGUAGCAGACCUGAAUAGUUGAUAUUAAUUUCCGCUGUAUACCUCCACGCGUUGAUGAGAAAAAGGGUCCUGCUUGACAAACGAUGGACAAACGGACAACAUAAGGGGUUGGUUCCGUUUUUGUCUGCUGAGGUAAGGAAGCCUAAAAAUAAAAUAUGAAUACACCUACCUACCUGUGCGUAAGGUAGCAAAAAGGGUUCUGAGAUAGAAUUCUGAGUGUUUACGUCUAUACUUGACGCGGGUAAUGAUGAUCCUUAUGACAGUUACUCGAAUCCGCUUUUGAAUAGACUUAAUUUAAGAAAUAAUUGUAGAAAUAGGUUUUUACCGUAUUUUUAUUAAUUAAUUGUUACAUUUCUCAAUACAAAUAUGUGUUAAAGUACCAAAAAAACUCCAAAACCAUUUGACAUUGACAGUUACUCAAUACAAAAAUGAACUGUCAUAGGGAUCAUCAUUGGCCGCGUCAAGUAUAAGGGUGGUAAGUAUUCCACUUUCCAAUAUCUUGGUCCAAUGUGAAUUGCGUCACACUCUCUCAUCAAGCAAGAUGUGAGAUGCAAAUACAGAUUGGACCAAGAUAUUGGACAGAUGCAAUACCACCCAAAGGCGAAAAAUUUAAAAACUUGUCAACCAUGUGACUGCUUUUCACACCACCUAUGAGGAUUUUUUCAAACUGCUGUCGGAUUACUCUUUCUAAUUUUGAGUACGUAUAAGUUUUAACCAACAAAAGUUACCAAAAAAAAAAAGUUGUAAUAGAUGAAUGUUGUAAGUAUUAAAUGUUUUGAUUCUCUAAA
This is a messenger RNA of Cydia pomonella (codling moth), 2119 nucleotides long. RefSeq lists its product as uncharacterized. The record is from RefSeq and is a predicted model, not a curated record. The transcript has 5 exons. NCBI's taxonomy places the organism in Eukaryota, Metazoa, Arthropoda, Insecta, Lepidoptera, Tortricidae. Bases 133 to 894 code for a protein of 253 amino acids.